Messenger RNA from Nymphalis io (European peacock), 1756 nucleotides. RefSeq names its product maltase A3-like. Gene Ontology annotation, biological process: carbohydrate metabolic process. The transcript is spliced from 7 exons. The record is from RefSeq and is a predicted model, not a curated record. NCBI's taxonomy places the organism in Eukaryota, Metazoa, Arthropoda, Insecta, Lepidoptera, Nymphalidae. The coding region runs from base 191 to 1600 and encodes 469 amino acids.
CACGGUAUUGGGAGGUGGGGGGGCAGACCCGUGGUGGAGCAGUGCGGUCUACUACAGUAUUCUUGUCGACUCGUUCAAAGAUUCAAAUGGAGAUGGUCUUGGUGACUUACAAGGUGUAACAAAGCAACUGAGUUACGUCCGCGCGUUGGGCGCUGACGCCGUAAUCUUGUCUCCAAUAUCCGCGAAAAGUAUGGACUGUAACAAACCUGGUACCAUGAACUUCACAGCUAUAGACGAGAGAUACGGAAAUUUGGAUAUAUUUAAGGGGCUUACGGAAAAGGCAAAGAAAUUGGAACUCAAAUUGGUGAUUACUUUGACAAUAGAGACAAUCAGUUCAAGUUCCGAGCUGUUUAAUUCUAGCGCUGAACGGAAAUCUGGAUUUGAAGAUAAAGUUAUUUGGAGAGAUGGAAAUACAGACGAAACGCCAGCAAAAGAAGUGGGUAUAAGCAAUUGGAUAUGGCAUAAAGAACGAAAAGCAUAUUACGGUUCUUCUCGUAAUGAGGCAAUUUUAAAUCUCUGUUCUGAAAGUUUAACAGCCAUGUUGUCGAACGCUCAAUGCGCUUGGCUAAAACGAGGGAUUGCUGGAAUCCUCAUCAACCCUGACUUUCCAUCGAAUCAUGAAUGCGGUGUGCAACUUGUCAAAAAAAUGACGAUUGCAGCCACGAGUUGUUCUCGCGCUAGUAACACGGAAGCACCAGUUAUUUUAGUCGAAUCUUCGCUAGGAGCUGAAACCGGCGCUAAAUAUUACGGGGAAGGAGGUUCAGGCGCCAAUAGUGUAAUAAGUUACGAUUUAGCUUCGCCAGCCAAGCGGCCGGCGGCAAGCUUGGCGCUCGCUCUGCACGCCACACUGUUGUUUCCACCGCAAGAUAUGACCCCCACUUGGCUCACUAGUAAACUAAAUGAAAGUAAAAUAGCAACGCGUUAUGGUAGCGAAAUGGUAAAUGCCAUAAUUUUAACAGCGUUAGCACUCCCAGGAGCUACGAUAAUUCAGCAAGGAGACGAACUGGGUGCAGUGGAUACCAUUCUUGAAUGGGCCGUUAUUUCAAAAUGCUGGCCAAUGCAAGCUGUUGCGUCAGCAGCCCCGUUUCCAUGGGAUGACACUCCUACUGCUAGCUUUACUUCUGGUGAUCCCUGGCUACCAUUGGCUCCAAAUUAUAGAUAUGCCAAUGCAAAGACUGAAUAUGCAAAUGAUUUAAGUCAUAUCGGUGUAAUGAAAGUUGCAUCAGCUAUUAGAAAAUCACCUGCUGUAGGACCAUAUCUGGAGUUACAUAGGCUUGGGGAUACGCUUGCUGUACUAAGAUGGGGUGGAUCAGGAUCUCUGCUUGUUGUUUCCAAUUUCGGACGAGAAAAAACCGAAGCCCUACUUUCAAGGAUCCCCGGCUUGUCUACUGAGAUGACUGUAGCUGUUAGUUCCGGGGGAUCCACCUUGACCAUCGGUUCCCACGUGAACAUGGAAAAAAAUUUAAAACUAGUUCCUGGGGAAUCUUUUUUAUUAGUUGGACCCCCGAGGCAUUGCAGUGGUCCUGGACCAGUCGACAAAAUCGCCAACAAAUUGUCUGAAGGCUGGCAGAAAAUCAACAAGUACUUUAGCAAUCUAUAAUUUUAACUACUGUAGAUUUGUUCGCAUUCGCCUUAUUAUAUAUAUUAUUUAUAUACUUUAUCGAUAUAUGGUUCACAGUUUAUACGACAUUUGACAUUCAGCGCAUCGUAUAAACUUUAAAAUAUGUAGAUUAGAGCUCUGGUAUCAUUAGAACCA